Messenger RNA from Naegleria gruberi, 3768 nucleotides. RefSeq lists its product as uncharacterized. Bases 1 to 3768 code for a protein of 1255 amino acids. Lineage: Eukaryota; Heterolobosea; Eutetramitea; Acrasida; Naegleriidae. The record is from RefSeq and is a predicted model, not a curated record. The transcript has a single exon.
AUGACAAGACCAUCACCUCUCAACCUUUCUUCAAUUAGUGAUAGGGAAAAGAUGGAUCCAUAUCCAACGAUUUCCCAACACUAUCAAAAAGGUUUAGCAGUAAGAACACCAUCAUCAGUUGCUUCAUUUAGGACUCAACAAACAAGACCUCAAUCAUCAGAUCUUCUCUCCGGAAGAGUAUCACCUUUUCUAUUACAUAAAAAAGGAGGACAGAAUGGAAGGAUGCGAGCCUCAGAAGAUAGGGCUCCAUCACCUUCUCCAUCUGCUGUAAGGGAACAAUUAAACAAAUACAAGGAAAGCACUUCCCCAAUUAUAAAGAAACAAUUCGAGGCAAAGAAUAAAUCAAUGAUGGAAAAUACAGAAGAUGAGAGCUCUAUAAGAACAAAUAAUUCGAGCUUUUUUGAUGACAAACGAAGUCUUCCUUUACUGAAAGGAAAACAAGAGAAAAAGAAAAGAAGUCAAUCACCAAAAUCAGCAAGAGGAUUUCCAACAAAUUUCGAAGACGAAUUUUCAACCGAUUAUAUGGAUACACCACGAAUAGGAAAUUUAUCAAAACCUCAAAAGUUGUUGACCUCUUAUGAUGACGAAAAGUACCAAAUCAAAAUUCUCAUUGUUAAUGACAGCUCCAGAUCAACAACAAAAUACCAACCAAAAUCUAACAUGCUUCGAGAUAUUAUGGAUCAAACUGACCUAGAUAUACCAAUGACGGACAAAAUCACAAAAACUGAAUAUGAAAAACUGGAGAGAAGAGUUUCUGAAGAAUUAGCUCAUCUAUCAACUACUCUUCUCCCUGGUCAAUUAAAGAAAUUAAAGAAGAAGAGAUUAACCGAGUUAUUAAGAUCAAGACAAACCAAAUCUGAAAAAAUGAUGCAAGGGUUAUCAAGAAUUGAUAUCCUGCUCCAAGAUUAUGAAACAGCUCAAAAUAAUAAUAGUGAAGUUGAGUUUUUAAGUGUAGAUGACAUUUCAGAUUUAGUAUUCAAAGAACAAGUGGACCGAGUUGGAGUGAUUAACCAAAGUAGAGAUAGAAUAGCGGAAGUAACAAAAGACUUGGAUCAACGAUAUAGCAGUAGGACAAAUAUUUUGAAAGGUAUUAUGAGUUGGAUUCGAUCAUAUGAUGAAGAUGGAGAUAUUCUUACGGAAGACAAAGAGGAAAUGCAAGAAAUCGAGGGAAUGCUGGAUUUUCAAAAUGAAAAUGUAUUGGAACCUUUAGGAAAUGUACAGGAAAACAUUGGUUUAACACUAGAAAGAUUGAAAUCUAUUUUUGAAGAAUAUAAAAUAAUGAGGUUCUCGUUGUUGGACUUUAAUGCAGAAACUUUUAAGGAUGAAGAGAAGAGAAAAUCAUUCCUCAAAAAAAUCACUGAAAAGUUUAAAAAGAUUGAAACUGAUAUUGGAGAUUCUAUCACUGAUUUGGAUGGGGCAAAUAGUGCUGUUGUUUCUCUCAAGACAAAAUUAAAAGAUAAGGAAAAGUUUAUAACUGCUCUUGUUGAAAGAGACAAGAGACAUGUGGAAUUCUAUGCCAAACUUAAAGAUAGGUAUAAUGAGCAACAAGGCAUGCUGAAAGGCAUUUUGAGCAGGCUUAAGCUUCCAGAAGUGAAAAAUAUUAUAGAUAUUGGAUUUAUUUUAACAGGAAGACGUGGCUUAUCAGAUGAAGAGUUGGAUUUGGAUAGUAUUGAAAGACAAAUUAAUGAAGGUUUUACUGAGGAUGAAGAGCUUCUCAAACCAAACUAUGAGAUCCUAAAGGCAACAGCUGCUUACCAAGAUAUGGAUACUUCAGAUGAUGAAGAAAUUCAACAACGUAACCGAAAGAAGAAGAAAAAGAACAACGCAGAUCUUUCAGAUUCUAGCGAUAUUGAGGAAGGGGAUACAAAGAAAACAAAAAAGAAAAAAGAUGGUACUGUUAAUGCUGAUGAAGAUUUGGAUGACGAUUUUGAUACUUCAUCUCUAGAGUUCGAUAUGGACGAUUAUGAAGAUGAAAUGAGAGAGGCAGAGACAAAGAGAACUGAUAUUAGUCAUGUUUGGAUGUUGGACAAUUGUUAUAAUUACGAGUUGGAUAAGAAGGAAUUCCCUUACAUUCCUGGUUCAGUUGAUCUUGAAAAGUUUACCCCUGCUGAAUUAAAACUCUACUUGACUGCAGAUGGUUUAUUCAAGACGGUGAAACGAAUGGAAAAUGAUAGAAUGAGAUCUCAAGACUUUGAUGCUAAUGAACUUCAAAGAUUGAUCGACAUGGAAGAAGCUCACUACAUGAAAGAGGAAGAUCAAGAACAUCAAAGUAAGAUGGCUGCUUCUGUUAUAGAAAAAUUAACUGAAGAAAUUGAUAGACUUAAGAGUAUUCUCGUAGAAAAAGGAGUUGACUCAUCUUCAUUAGUAAAUCCUGAUCUUGGUAAAACAGUUAAAGAUUUCCACGUAAUGAAAACACAACAAGAAGAGAAACAUGCAAUGUUAAGUAAGAUGUUAAAAGAAGAAUACUCAAAUCAACAUGCUCAACACUACUCAAAUCAAACUCAGAACAAUGGAAAACAACCUUCAGGAGUACAACACAAUAUUAAUUCAAGUAACUUAAAUCCUGUUACUGGCAAUAAUAACCAGGGAUCCUAUCCAACAGAUUAUGGUGGGUUUGAAGCAAAACGACCUAAUCGAGGAAGAUAUGGUUCAAUGAUUGGGCAGGCACCAGAUAAUAGGCAGGACAAUCUUGAAUUAAGAGGAAUGGAUAACGAGAGAAGGAAAUGGUUGAUGGAUAAAGAACGUGCAGAGGCAGAUCUAUUGAAAUUGAACACUGAAAUUAAGAAACUGAGGGUGGCCAAAGCAAAGAUGAAUAAGGGAGAUCCAUCUCAACAAACAGGAGAGGGUGAUGCUACAGGUAUGGGCAUCGAAGAAGGUGGCACUUCCAGUUUUGAUGUUUCUAACAUUUCAUUAUUCAAAGGGGCCACUGAAGAAUUCAAACCAACAAGCGAAAUUCUUCGAGAAAUUGAAGACAUUUACGAUUCAGACGAGCUAAAAUACAUAAUUAACAUUAUUCUUAUGGAGGCUGAUAGAUUGAUAGAUUAUAUUUACUAUAUGCACAAGAAGAUUAGAAAAUUCCUCUCUUUCUUGAACUUCUUCACAAAUAUGAAAGGACCGAAUAAUUCUAAAUACUCUGAGGAAGAGUUCUUGGCAGAUUGGAUUAAUCUAAACAAGAAGAUUGACAAGAGUAUAAAGGCUAAAAAGUCAAAGAAUGGAGCUGAAUCUCCUUGCAACUCUCCAAGAUCAAGUCCAAUAUCUCCAAAGAGAAGAGGUGCUGGUGUUUCUCACAGGGAGGCCGUCAGAGAUCAGCUGAACUUCUUAAUUGAAGAAACAGAGGACGAAAGCAAAACAAAGAGAAACCCAUCUAAAUUGAGUAAAUCCAUUACUGCGUUAAUGAUGAAGAUUUAUAAUACAGUGAAGCAGUACAGAUAUAAGGUUAAGGUUAAGGGUUUGGAAGAAUCCUCUCACGGCUCAAAUUCACCAGUUAAGAGAGACAGAAACUACAAAAGUGCUUCCCAACCAUUUGUUCCAAAGCCUCCAAAAGAAUCGAGACCAGCCCAAAUCAAAGUAUCCGCAAUGACAAGAAUGUUGAAACAUCAAGAAGAAGCCAAGAAAAGAUGGGAAGAAAAGAAGAUGAGAAUUCUGCAAGAGGAGUUGGCAAAAGGUCAAAUGUUUUACAAUGUCAAAACUUCAGGAACUGGUGCUCAGCAAAUCCAGAAGCACUUGUACCAGUUAUGGCAAAUGAUGGGAAAACACCAAGAAAUAUAA